This is a messenger RNA of Phalacrocorax carbo (great cormorant), 4819 nucleotides long. The record is from RefSeq and is a predicted model, not a curated record. Lineage: Eukaryota; Metazoa; Chordata; Aves; Suliformes; Phalacrocoracidae.
AGCUGAUACAAAGAUGGUUUUGAACUAAGCCAAAACUGUUCUUACUAGUGCAUGAAACUUCUGGCGAGUGUCUAAAUGUUGUGGGCAGUAGCUGUGUGCCCUGGUAUAGGUUUGCUUCUUUCACUUGUUCUUAUAAACCCCUUGCUUUAGUCUCCUUCAGAAGAUUGCCCAGUGGCACUUUGUGGCAGGAAUGCCAGGGUGGUAGAUCAGUAUUCUCCACGCUGUUCUCACAGAGAGAGUCCUGGCUGUAGUGUCACUGAAGUAAUGUAAUGUAAUGGGUUUGUUUUCAUGGGCAGCUCCCAUAAAUUCUGAAGAUUACCGUUCAAACAACUCUAUUCAUUACCCAAAUUUGAUUCGUGUGUUGGUUCUAUCUCUAUUUCUGCCAGCUGCAGGAGGUAGAUUAACUCUUUCCUGCUGUGCUAGCAGAGACUUAGGUCUGUUGGGCAUUACUGAGCUAUGCGGACAAUGAGUUGUGUAGGGAAAAGAGACCCUGUGGAGAUGGAAAGCACGUGGCACGGAGGUGUACAGCACACCUUGACAGGCAGGGUGUGGCAAAGCAGUGCACCCCGGCGCCUGCAAGGGGAAGGAAACGUGCUUUGCUGUUGCUGAGGGGGCAAGGGACGUCAGGAUGUGUGCAGGGUGACUUCAACCAGCCCCACAGAGCUGGCGCAUGGGAAGUAGCUCGUUGUUAACAUCCCAGUGAACAUUGUAAUCAUAUUUGAUACUGAACAAAGUAUUUAAUGGCCUGGAUAAAAGCAUUGUGGUUGUUUAAUUGGAAAUAUCUUGCUGUUUUAUGUAGACCUAGUGCCCUAGUUUUAUGAGAUUUAGAAUUGUGCUGAGAAACUGUUUCCAUGGAAGCAGAGAUCACUAAAGAAAUAAUACACUCCACAUUUCCUACAGGAUUAUUCCUUUUACAGCCUGCUGUUCUAAAUAAUUAACUCCUGUAGUGCCAUUAUAGGUUAUCAUGGAUUAAAGGAAAUAAUACUUUUUUUUAGUGUCACUGAGACAUUACAUAUAUUUUUUAUAUAUAUAGAGAGAGAUAUUUGGAAAGACUUUUGUCUUUAAAAUCAGUCUGUUCUCUCCCUAUUUGCAGGGGGGGAAAUCCACCAGUACGAAAAAGUUAAUGGAAAAGUGCACUUCUAUUUUGGCAAUUUAUGCAGCUUUGUCAGGGAAAUUUAAGAUUAUUCCUCCUUUGCCUUUCUCUUGCCACUGUUCUAUGCUUUUUGCUUGGUGAUGGGUAUAUUUUAAAACCAUCAUCGUGCUUCUGGCCACCUUUGAGGGAAGAGACAAUGCAGGUUUUCAUUAAGGUGAUGAGAAUCUUCCACCAGUAGGGAAAAGAGACCAUCAUAUGGUACUUCUGACAAACUCUUCUGCUUCACUGCAAGUGUCUGUAAAAAGGGGAAACUGUCAAAUGAUAAUAUGAGGCUGAGAGCGAACAUGAAUGUUUGUAAACAUCAUACAAGCAAACUAUUUGCCAAAAAGCGCCAUUGCUGCCCAUGCAUAGGGGGUGUUCUAAGCACAAGGGCAGCGCAGCUCUCAGAUGGACAGAAAUUGCCAUCGCUUCGCUGAAGCUGGUUGUGAGCUGUAAGUUUACAGCAGUUUAGGCUCUGUCCUCCAGAAAGAAAAAAAACCCAAACCUACUCUGUCUAAAGUCCAUAAUGUCAAAUAAAAUAAAGACAAGAUAUGAGUAUGUAGGUGAUAGUUAAUGGAUUUUGACUUUGAAGGAGGGAUGUGCAAUUAAAAAAAGCAAAUUAUUACAGGUAAAUGACUUAGAAAUUAAAAAUGGGAAAAGUUACUAAACUGUUAGCAAAGAAUCAUCAGUACAACAACUGGAAGUACCUAGCAGUUUUUAAUAAUUUAACUGUAGAUCUCAAUUAUUUUUAAAGAAAGGUAACUACUGUGUUUUUUUUUUUUAUCUGAAGGAAGGGGAAAUGGAGAGGUGUGAUAAUGUGCUAUAAAGGAGCCAGGAAUUAUUUGAAGAACUUGCCUCAUCUUUUCUCCGCCAUGUAGUGUGUGUUUCUGUGGCUUAUUUAGAAAUAGCUCUAGCUGCAAAGUUCAAUUCCAGAUUGUGCCCUCCUCUAGUGGGAGAGGGUAUUUACAUCUGGAGCUCUAAUUUUAAACCUGUACUGUGUUAUAAAUGCUCACUGGCAGCUGGGGUCCCUUCCCACUGUUGACACAGAUGCAAGCUGUCACUCCAAGUAGCCCAGCUUGCACUGAUCUGAAGCAAGGCAGGCCCUCCAGAAAGCAGCAGCACAGGUACAAGGAGCUGACCGUGAGGCAGUGUGCAAGUUGCGUGGAUGGGAGGGUGGCGUAUACCCUCUUCCGUGGUUGUUACUGGUCCCAAAAUAAUUAUUUAUAAAGUGUCUGACAGUGUUUGACAAAUCAGAUGAUUGGGACUUGCUUAAUGCAAACCAGAAAAUACCUCUCAGCUGCUGCCAAAACACACAGAAACAGUAACUCAUACUUUGUAGAUGUAGAUUAGGACACUUGGGAGCUACUGGAGCAUACUGUGAAAGGCAUUACUCAAAGUUCAGAUUGAAAAACUUCUUCAGAAAUGGCUAACAACUUUGUAAGGGUAAUGCAAGCAUGAAAAUCAUCGUUCCUAGUACUGCCUUGGGAUGAGUACGUGCCAAAGGAAAGGGGGGAGAGAAGCUUUCUGUGCUGGAAGAUGAGACUGCCCUCCUGUGCUCUCUAAGUAGGAGAGCAGCCAUCAAACUGAUGAACAGUCGUUCCUCCUGAGUUGUCAGCUGCUCCAGGCAGCUUUAUUUUAUAAAUAUAUGAAAGUAGAAAGGACAAAGUCCAUAACUGAUAACGAGCUAGACAGUGGAAUGAUACAGAGGAUGUGUGAUGGAAGAUGCAGGAAAAACCAUGAUGGAAGUGGAGGAGUAGGAUUUCUUCCAGCAGAAAUGGGAGAAAUUCCUUAAACAUGCUUUUACAUAGUCCAUAAAAAGUCUGAAGAAGGGAAACAGUAAGCUGCUUGUGCUUUAAUCCAUGAGGGAAGCCCAAGGUAGGAGCUAUGCUUCAGGUUGGCUUUUGUCUCUUCCCCACUGUUUCCUCAUCAAGCAAGAGGGAUGGCAGGCAUCUGGAGGCAGGCAUUGGUGCUGCUCCCUGAGAAGUAACAGAUGAAACUGCAGCUUGUUGACUUCUCUAGGAUUUGGGUAUGAGAUGCCAGUUGUUUUGGAAGGAGAACCUGUUUGGUGGGUCUCAUCUGAAUCUUGAUAAAGGGAGCAGCACGCUAGCGUGUAGAAACGAGUAGAGUCCAUGAAUGGAUUAAAGCUUCAGACGUUGCCUGCUAUCGCUCUGGACUUUACCCACGUUUUUCACCUGUAAUAUGGAGCCUCUGUUUGGGUUUUUGCUGGGAUUGAUUCUGGCAGUCGCUUCGUCAGCUCAGAACAACUGUACCUGUGCGACCAACAAGUGGACGGUAUGUGUCAAGGACGCACCUGGGAACUGCAACUGCACGCUGGUGGGUUCAAAUCACAGGGUAGACUGUUCAACACUGACUUCAAAAUGCUUGCUGAUGAAGGCAGAAAUGACCCUCCUGAAGGAGAAGCGCCGUUGGCUGUUAGAUAACAAUGGCAUUUACAAUCCAGACUGCGAGGACAGUGGUAUCUUCAAAGCCAGGCAGUGCAAUCAAACCAAUGCUUGCUGGUGUGUGAACACUGCUGGAGUAAGAAGAACUGAAAAGGGUGACAAAAGCCUGAGUUGUGGUGAACUGGUUAGAACAAGCUCAAUCUACAUUGACCUGAAGCACAAAAAAAGGUCCAGUGCCUUCGAUGUUCCUGACGUAGUAAACGUCCUGAAACAUCUGUUUGAGAGCCGAUACAAACUGCACCCGAAGUACAUCGCAGCCGUGAAGUACAAUUUCCCAUUUAUCCAAAUCCACCUGGACCAGAACGCAAAAUCUAGGUGUGAUGUAGACAUAGCUGAUGUAGCCUAUUACUUUGAAAAAGAUAUAAAAGGUGACUCCGUAUUUCAUUCCCAUGAUGCAUUAACUGUCUCUGUCAAUGGAGAUGCUCUGGAUAUUGAAAAGAUCAGGAUUUACUAUGUUGAUGAAAAGCCACCAGAGUUUUGCAUGAGAGAACUGGUUGCUGGCGUCAGUACUGUGGUGACAGCGGCGAUCCUGACUGCUGGCUUUGGCAUUGCUGCGCUGGUUAUUCUGAGGUGGCUGUGGACAAGAAAACAUGAGAAAGUUGAGACUAAAGAAAUAGGUGAAAUAAAAGCACUAAGCUUACAGUUGCCCUGAUCUGGGUGAAAAAAAGAAAAAAGGCAUCUGAAAGAAGAAAGCAAUGACAGGAGAAGAAGAAAAAAGGCACCAAAUACAAAUAGCAAGCAGACUUGGUGUAUGUGGAUGGAUUUGGAGGGUUUUUUCCCUUUUUAGAGGAAUUUAUACAGUGAUUGUCCUAAAUUAUUCUACUUUAGUAAGAACAACAUUUUUGGGUAUAAACUACUUUGGGAGUCAGUUACCUAAAUAUUUUAGAUGAGCUGCAAUUUAGAGGCUAAGAAAACUGUUACAGCUGUCUAUUUAGCAUAAUGUGGAAUGCUUUCGCUAGUACUGCAGGCUUGGUUCAGCUUGCUUAAAUACUCUUUAAGUCGUUCUUGGUAUAUCUACUUACUGAAAUUCAAAUACUUGCCUUGGCAUAAUUGGGUUGUAUAUAGCUGCUUUUCUGUUGGUAAAGACUUUUUUUGAAGUGUGGGUUGUUUGGGGGUUUUUGCCUGUUUUGUUUUUUUAAAAGUUGCUGGAACUUUUUUUAUCAACAAUAAUUUCCUAAAUAUCAGUAAAAAACCAAAUAAAGUUUUGAUAAGAUACUCUACAGCA